This is a messenger RNA of Engraulis encrasicolus (European anchovy), 3882 nucleotides long. It is a transcript of the gene cpsf2, whose product is annotated as cleavage and polyadenylation specific factor 2. Lineage: Eukaryota; Metazoa; Chordata; Actinopteri; Clupeiformes; Engraulidae. The transcript is spliced from 16 exons. Gene Ontology annotation, cellular component: mRNA cleavage and polyadenylation specificity factor complex. Gene Ontology annotation, biological process: mRNA 3'-end processing by stem-loop binding and cleavage. The coding region runs from base 276 to 2735 and encodes 819 amino acids. Gene Ontology annotation, molecular function: RNA binding. The record is from RefSeq and is a predicted model, not a curated record.
UGAAGGGAACCAUUUUGGAUAAAACUGACAUUAUUUUGAAAAAAUAUAUUCAUUAGCCAAACUGAAAAACGUCCACCCCUUACAUGGUACAGCCGAAUAACCUUUAACCCUUACAGCGGCAAAAAUGGCCGGCUAGAAAUGUGUUUGAACAAUUUACGAGAAACAAAAGUACAGAUUUCCACUAUGUGUAUAGACUAUCAAUUAAUUAUAUCGUGACCUGCAAAAGUCUAAGGAUUGCCUUGAUAUUUCUGUGAGUGUGUCACUCAGAGGGCAGCAUGACGUCCAUCAUCAAGCUGACGGCCCUGUCAGGGGUCCAGGAGGAGUCUGCACUGUGUUAUUUACUGCAGGUGGAUGAGUUCCGCUUCCUGCUCGACUGUGGAUGGGACGAGACGUUUUCCAUGGACACUAUCGAUGUGUUAAAAAGGUAUGUCCAUCAAGUGGAUGCUGUGCUCCUGUCUCAUCCGGACCCCAUCCACCUGGGAGCGUUGCCCUACGCCGUGGGCAAACUGGGUCUGAACUGCACCAUCUAUGCCACCAUUCCGGUCUACAAGAUGGGGCAGAUGUUCAUGUAUGACCUCUACCAGUCACGUCACAACACAGAGGACUUCAAUCUCUUCACACUGGACGAUGUCGACUCGGCGUUUGACAAAAUCCAGCAGCUGAAGUACUCGCAGAUCGUCAACCUCAAAGGAAAAGGCCAUGGUUUGUCCAUCACACCGCUGCCUGCUGGCCACAUGAUUGGUGGAACCAUCUGGAAGAUCGUGAAGGAUGGGGAAGAGGAGAUCGUUUACGCGGUGGACUUCAACCACAAGAGAGAGAUUCAUCUGAACGGUUGCUCUCUGGAGACGGUGAGCCGUCCGUCUCUCCUCAUCACCGACUCCUUCAACGCCACAUACGUGCAGCCGCGACGCAAACAGAGAGACGAGCAGCUACUCACCAUCGUCAUGGGAACACUGCGGGCCGACGGGAACUGCCUGAUCGCCGUGGAUACGGCCGGCCGGGUUCUGGAGCUGGCGCAGCUGCUGGACCAGAUCUGGAGGACCAAGGACUCGGGCCUGGGGGUCUACUCCCUCGCCCUGCUCAACAACGUCAGCUACAACGUGGUCGAGUUCUCCAAGUCCCAGGUGGAGUGGAUGAGCGACAAGCUGAUGCGCUGCUUCGAGGACAAGCGCAACAACCCCUUCCAGUUCCGGCACCUGUCGCUGUGCCACAGCCUGGCCGACCUGGCGCGCGUGCCCAGCCCCAAGGUGGUGCUGUGCAGCCAGCCGGACCUGGAGUCGGGCUUCUCGCGCGAGCUCUUCAUCCAGUGGUGCACCGACGCCAAGAACUCCAUCAUCCUCACCUACCGCACCUCGCCGGGCACGCUGGCGCGCUACCUCAUAGACAACCCCGGGGAGAAGAUGAUGGACCUCGAGGUGAGGAAGCGUACCAAGCUGGAGGGGAAGGAGCUGGAGGAAUAUGUGGAGAAGGAGAAGAUGAAGAAGGAAGCAGCCAAGAAGCUGGAGCAGGCCAAAGAGGUGGAAAUGGACUCGAGUGACGAGAGCGACAUGGAGGACGAGCUGGACGCGGGUGUUGGCAGCGGCGGCGCGGCGGCGAAGACCAAACACCACGACCUGAUGAUGAAGGCGGAGGGCGGCCGCAAGGGAGGCUUCUUCAAGCAGGCCAAGAAGGCAUACCCCAUGUUCCCCGUGCACGAGGAGCGGAUCAAGUGGGACGAGUACGGCGAAAUCAUCAGGCCCGAGGAGUUCCUGGUGCCGGAGCUGCAGGCCACGGAGGAGGAGAAGAGCAAGCUGGAGAUGGGCAUGGCCAACGGGGACGAGCCCAUGGACCAGGACCUCUCCGACGUGCCCACCAAGUGCACCUCCAGUAUGGAAACCAUGGAGAUCAGGGCGCGUGUGACGUACAUCGAUUACGAGGGUCGUUCGGACGGCGACUCCAUCAAGAAGAUCAUCAACCAGAUGAAGCCUCGUCAGCUGGUCAUAGUCAACGGGCUGCCCGACGCCAGCCAAGACCUGGCCGACUCCUGCAAGGCCUUCAGCGGCAAGGACAUAAAGGUCUACACGCCCAAGCUGCAAGAGACGGUGGACGCCACCAGCGAGACGCAUAUCUAUCAGGUGCGCCUGAAGGACUCGCUGGUGAGCUCGCUGCAGUUCUGCCGUGCGCGGGACACGGAGCUGGCGUGGGUGGACGGGGUGCUGGACAUGCGCGUGGCCCAGGUGGACACGGGGGUGCUGGCGGAGGAGGGCCUGGGGCCCGGCCAGGAGGACAGCAUGGAGGACGGGGAGCUGGUGCUGCUGGACCCGGAGGCCCAAGCGGCGGCAGCAGCAGCAGCCAUUGGCAUGGGCAUGGGCGUCGGGGAUGUGGAGGGCCUGGCAGUGUCCAGCCUGGCAGUGUCCAGCGAGGCAGCGCAGCGGAAGGCUAUGAAGUCGCUGUUUGGCGAAGACGAGAAGGAGGCGGGGGCGGAGAGCGACGUCAUCCCCACUCUGGAGCCACUGCCACAAAAUGAGAUCCCGGGCCACGCGUCUGUGUUCAUCAAUGAGCCGCGCCUGUCGGACUUCAAGCAGGUGCUCCUCAGGGAGGGCGUGCAAGCCGAGUUCGUCGGGGGCGUGCUGGUCUGCAACAACCUGGUCGCCGUCAGGAGGACGGAGGCGGGCCGUAUCUGUCUGGAGGGGCUGCAGUGUGACGACUACUAUAAGAUCCGCGAGCUGCUGUAUCAGCAGUACGCCGUGGUCUAGGCCUGAAGCACACACACACACACACACACACACACACACACACACACACACACACACACACACACACACACACACACACACACAAACACAAACACAAACCUACAUGCUGUUCAUACACCCCUCUUUUUGAAGACGCACACACACACACACACACACACACACACACGCACACUUCUAUAUUCAGACUUAAACACACAUACACUCAUUGAAAUAUAAAUGUAUUUGGUCCUGGGACACCCGUAACUGACUCUCAGAGGAUCUUCAGUACUGGAUAAACUUUCUAAAUCCUUGCAGAUACUCAGACUCUAGCAGACACAGGCACUGCUGACACUGUGGAAGAGCCUGACAUUUUCUUUGAGUGAGGUUUGUAGGGACAUUGACAAGUUAGGGGCGGGGGUGGGAUGGAAUUGGGAAUAAGGGUUUGUUAUGUAGUUCAUUUCUGUAUAUUUUUUUUUUAUGUUUUUUCCUCGGAAGCGCAAGACGGACACUCUCCUAGACUGUCUAACCCCUUAAACUCCUCAGGAAGUUGGGGUAAGAAGGACAGUGCAUGGGAAACACUUUGGCUAAAACAUUCACUGGCCCGCUAGCUACCAUUGAGUGUCAGUGAUUUGUACCGUACAAUGCUGCACUAUGUAGUGUGAAGGAGGAAACGGUGUAGCUCUGAGCCUUUGUACGAUAUCAUUUCUGUAAUAAAAAAGGUAACACUUUAUUUUAGGGACACAUCUAUUAGCACUAAUGCAUACAAUGUCAAUGCCUGCAAAAGUAACUUGUAAGGCAUGUACUAAGCAAACACUGAGGCCUACUAGGUCCUUACUAAAGUUAAAUUGGUAAUAAAUCCCUUAUUGUGCAUGCACAACACAUUUGUGAAUACAUGCUUAACAAAUGUUUUUUGUUUUUUGUUUUGCUUUGUAUAUGCCUUACAAGUUACUUAUACGGGCACAUUGUAUGUAUUAGUGCUAAUAGAUGUAUCCCUAAAAUAAAGUGUUACCUAAGUUGUAUAAUUCUAUUUCGCUGCGGAUGCGUUUCACUGUGGAGAAUCUCUGGGCAGAUGCAGAGGAGCGGGACCAUGACAACGAUGAUGUUGACUUUUUAUGUUGUUGGUUUUUUUUUUUUUUUGCUAACAUAAAAAAUAAUCUUGUUUUUGUCA